Molecule: messenger RNA, 1933 nt
Organism: Drosophila albomicans
Lineage: Eukaryota; Metazoa; Arthropoda; Insecta; Diptera; Drosophilidae
Gene: D2hgdh
Exons: 5
Coding region: 238-1818 (526 amino acids)
Cellular component (GO): mitochondrion
Molecular function (GO): FAD binding; catalytic activity
Source: RefSeq, a predicted model, not a curated record
UAGAUUGCGGAAAACUUUGUGAUCCCCCUUGGCGCUAUCAGUACCCAGUCUGCUGUUCGCCACUCAAGACCACAAACAGUCUGGGAAAGGAAGUGAAACGACACGAUCUUGAUAAAACUCAAAAUUUCAUCGCAACACGAAAGAAAAACUUAAGCAACGAGAAGAUCAGCUCAGCUAAACUUCAAUCCCAAUCCUCCCCUGCCACCCAUCCGCCCCCGCUCAGACAGUGUUACCACCAUGCGUUUCCAGGGUCUCUUGCAAUUGCGCAGAUUGGCGACCGCUGCCACCCUAAGGCAGAGGCAUAGCUCACACAUACGCACACUCACAGACACAGGCACACACACACAUGGACACACAGUGGUGCGCACUCUGGCGAGCAGCGCAUCGCCGUUGCCCGAACUUACACAGAUCACUGAUCAUGUGCAGCGCGGAAACUAUGCGACGCUGAACGACAAGGACGUGUCGCACUUUGAACAGCUGCUGGGGAAGAAUCAUGUGCUUACCGAGGACCUCGAUGGCUACAACGUGUGCUUCCUGAAGCGCAUACGCGGCAACAGCAAGUUGGUGCUGAAACCCGGCAGCACUGAGGAGCUGGCUGCUGUGCUGAAGCAUUGCAACGAGCGCAAGUUGGCUGUGGUGCCACAGGGUGGCAACACUGGUCUUGUGGGUGGUUCGGUGCCGAUCUGUGAUGAGAUUGUCAUUUCGCUGCAGCGCAUGAACAAAGUGCUAUCCGUCGAUGAGGUGACGGGCAUUGCCAUCGUCGAGGCUGGCUGCAUAUUGGAGAACUUCAGUUUGCGGGCUCAGGAAGUGGGUUUGACGGUGCCGCUGGAUUUGGGUGCCAAGGCCAGUUGUCACAUUGGUGGCAACGUGUCGACAAAUGCCGGCGGAUUGCGUGUGGUGCGCUAUGGCAAUCUACACGGUUCCGUGUUGGGUGUGGAGGCGGUGUUGGCCAAUGGUCAAGUGCUCGAUUUGAUGUCGAACUUCAAGAAGGAUAACACUGGGUAUCACAUGAAAAAUCUGUUCAUUGGUUCCGAGGGCACGCUGGGCAUUAUCACGAAGCUAUCGAUGCUGUGUCCACACGAAUCGAAGGCGGUGAAUUUGGCUUUCAUUGGUCUGAAUUCAUUCGACGAUGUGCUAAAGACUUUUGUGAGUGCCAAACGCAAUCUGGGCGAGAUUCUCAGCUCUUGCGAACUGAUCGAUGAGCGUGCCCUCAACGUGGCGCUGGAACAGUUCAAGUUCUUGAACGCCCCCAUUUCGGGUUAUCCCUUCUAUAUGCUGAUUGAGACAUCGGGCAGCAAUGGCGCCCACGAUGAGGAGAAACUGAACCAAUUCAUUAGCCUGGGCAUGGAGCGUGAUGAGAUUCGUGAUGGCACCGUCACCGGAGAACCCGGCAAAGUGCAGGAGAUUUGGAAGAUCCGUGAAAUGGUUCCACUUGGUCUCAUCGAGAAGAGCUUCUGCUUCAAAUACGACAUCUCGUUGCCAUUGCGUGAUUUCUACAGCAUUGUCGAUGUGAUGCGUGAUCGUUGCGGCGAUUUGGCCAACGUCGUUUGUGGUUAUGGCCAUUUGGGUGAUUCCAAUCUGCAUUUGAAUGUCAACUGCGAUCAGUUGACCGAUGAGAUCCACAAGCGUGUCGAACCCUUUGUCUAUGAGUACACCUCGAAGCUAAAGGGCAGCAUUAGUGCCGAGCAUGGCAUCGGUUUCCUCAAAAAAGAUUAUCUGCAUUACUCCAAGAAUCCGGUGGCCAUCGAUUGGAUGCGUGACAUGAAGAAGAUGUUCGAUCCCAAUGGCAUUCUUAAUCCCUACAAAAUGCUUGCCUAAUUACUCAUCCUUUUCACAACUCGAUUCGAUAUCGCUUUUAACUAUUUUUUUCUUUCUUUUUUUUUUGGCUCGUAAUGUUUAAAAAAGUUUAAAUAUAAAAUAUGUGUAUAUUCUA